CUUAUUAUACAGCAGCUGCGUACAAACAAACCAUCUUGCCGCGCUACUCUUCGGUGACAGCCCGUGCAGUUUGUCCUGCGCAACGCACCUAAAUUGAUCCACUAACUGCCUGAAACGUCUUGCACCUAGUUAAUAUUACCAUAGCUGACUGAUUAUGCAGAAGCGCCGAAGGCCAGGCGACCUCGCGCCUCAUUGACAGUGAAAGCUCAGCGCAGAACGCUUCUAGUGGACAAACGCAGCACAAAUAGUAUCCUGCUAUAGAGCACGAAUCGUAGACAGCACCCCGGUUGUUGCUGAAGCGUUUUGUGGAAAUGGAGUACCUGGAGAAGGAGAAGCUCUUUGCGAAGGCGGACGCAUUACGGCCGGGGCUUGGCGCCGAGCUAUCGCGCCUACCCCUGCACUCUGCCUCCGAGCUUAAGGAGAUAGAUGACAUGCUGGAUGAACACCGCAAGGGCUCAGAGCUGCGCGCUGCGGCGGCACGUGACUACCAGCGGCAGGCGGAGGAGUACCGGCGACUCACCGCCCAGCUAGACGCCAAGCUGGCCGCCGCGGGUCUGUCAGCGCUGCCACCCGCCGCCACGUCGGCCGCUAGGCACCUGGCGGCGGUGGCGGGCGGGCUGGGUCUGGCCACGUGCGCCGAGGGGGCCAUGCUGGCGGCGUGGGUGGCGGCGGAUGCACGGCGGCUAGAGGGGGAGCGGACCAAGGCGAAGCGCGAGGCGGCUGCCUCGGAGCUGUGCGCUGCGGCCGAGGCGGCCAGUCGGCAGGCGGAGGAGGUGGCGCGGGCGCUGGAGGGCGCGGCGGCGAGGCAGGCGGAGGGCAUCCGGGCGCUGCCGAGGAGCCAGGUGGAGCGGCGUCAGAUCGAGGAGAAGGCUGCGAGCUAUGUUGCCAAGAUCCAAAAGACCACACGGCAGCUCCAGGACACGGGGUUCCGGGAGGAGCUGGCUCACGAGGCUCUCACCGAGCUGGCCGGCAAGGUGGCGGCGGCGGAGGCGCAGCUGGCGGCGGUGCGGGAGGAGCUCAAGGAGUACGAGUCCAUUCCCCCCAGCGAGGCGGGCCUGGCCAGCCAGAUCGAGACUCUGCAGCGGGAACUGGACCAGGUCAACCAGGCUCUGGGUGGCGCCUUCGUGGGCCACACGGGCGGCUCGGGGCUGGGAGGGGGCGGCGGUGGCGGACACGGGCACGUGCUGUCGCGGCACGCCCGGGCCGGAGCGGUGGGCUUCGGGCAGUAGCGACGAGCGACCAGGGGUGUGAGCUUACGUGUCUCUUGCGGUUUUGAAGCCCUGACUUGUCUGCGGCUGUCGUCCCACGUGUAACCUCUAUUCGCCAGGGGAGGAGCGACGGAUCGGCGGCACAGUCAUGUGACAGAGACAGCAUUUGUGGCGUUCACGAUCCAGGAUUCGUGUCAAGUCGUUCGUGUGUGGCGGCGGCGGUUGGCCAUUUCAAGAGUGCGCGCUGGAGAAAUGAUCUUUGUGGCAUGGUAACGGUGCGUUGUAGCUGGAGUGGGCUUGUCUGUACGGUGGCAGCGCCACCAGCCAUGGCACCUCCGGCUGCUGCCCACGCCGGCGGUAUGGGUUUCUGUGCGAUGUACAUGAUGGCACGUAGGAUUCAAGAGGAGCAUCUGGAGGGCUGCUUCAGGCCCGGAAUUACCAGUGGCUUCCUUUCAAUACGAAGUACCGACGCACCGUACAUGCGGGUACACGGGAAUAUAACACAAUCCCCUUCAGCAUGUUUCCGCCGAGUGCGCGACUUCACAAUUGCCUGUGUGGUUCACUGCCGCCGCCACCAGACGCUUCCAGCCUCCCCUGGUGCUUCCAGCAUAGUGCAAUCCUAGCACUCUAUACUCGAGCAUUCAAGCAAACAGCAAAUGCAGCGUAACGGUGCGAGAUCCCGCAUGUAAGGCAAGAUGCGA
Chlamydomonas reinhardtii is the source of this 1909-nucleotide messenger RNA. RefSeq lists its product as uncharacterized. The transcript is spliced from 9 exons. Bases 312 to 1229 code for a protein of 305 amino acids. NCBI's taxonomy places the organism in Eukaryota, Viridiplantae, Chlorophyta, Chlorophyceae, Chlamydomonadales, Chlamydomonadaceae. The record is from RefSeq and is a predicted model, not a curated record. Gene Ontology annotation, cellular component: cytosol; HAUS complex. Gene Ontology annotation, biological process: spindle assembly.